AUAAGAUGCUAUGAACAUGACGUAUGAAAUAUUUGUUAAUUUCUUUAAGGUCACUUUUACCGAAACUGCCUUCUCCAUUUUUUACAACAGUAAUAAUUUGCAUGACUUCCAUCGAUAUAAAUACAAAACGAAAUGUUUCAAAGUGCUAUGUAACACUCGAGCUGAUCGUAUUUCAUGUACAAUUUAAAUGCGUGACUCUUAUGUAAAAAAGAUACGCAAAUUUCAAAAUGGAUUCAUGCAUGCACCGCGCAUCGUAAAUGCAAAUGGUUUUUUGUAGCGACAUGUCGUUCGAACUUGCAAUUUCUUUUACAACAUUUCCAUAAUUCUGUGCCGACAUGAUAAUUACAUAUUCAUGAAUAUUUACGUCAGUACAAAUUAACCAGAGUGAUGCUUUCAGAAACUCUUCAUUAAUUUAUACGUCUUACAUAAUGUAUAAAAGUAUUCGUGAAUAUUUGUAUUUUUUAAAUUUUACUGCUGUUACAACUGAUGCAUGUCACUAAAGUUUAAAGAUGACCUAAUGGAAAGGUCUCAGACCUAAGGUCAUAGAGUUCAUUACCUGAAGUAGUGUCAUCCGCAAGGAAUUGUCUAUGUAUAUUGAGUGAAUAUUCAAUUAACACAAAUCCGCAACUGUAAUAACGCGUACGUACAACAUCAAAGAUUUCCGAUUGGCUCGAAACCAUAUACAUACAUAUGUACGUACGGUAUAACUUUGUACCUGGGUUGUACAUAAUAACAGAUACUACCUUUCUCUCGUAUCUUCGUACAGACAACUGUACAAGUACGACAAUCCUCGCAAAAACGAGACCAGGGGCUAGGAUAGUAUAUAACGUUUUCCCAAUUUCGUGUCGGUUUGAAGAACACUUCGAACCUAAACGCUCAAUAGGGAACGCGCAAUAUUCCGAGUUGCGCAAUAAUAUUGACAAUGGUAGAGAGCUAAUGUCGAAAACAUAUACGCGUACGUACAUACGUAUGUAGUGUAUGUAGGCGAGUAAAAUGGACUUCGUGUACCUAUUACGCUGUUAUUCAAAUUGUUUACCAAACAGCAGCGAUAAAAUAUUGGACGAUGCAGAUAAAGCUUAAGGAAGUUGUUUCAUUGAGCUUUCGACCGUAGUUUUUCUAACAAUUAAAACUUGCCACUGACGGACCGUUCCUCACGUUCUAUAAGGAGUUCCUUUGUUUUCUGUGUGUUCAAUAUGAAACAGCAGGUCCCUCCGUUAAAACGAGAUGUAUCGAUCAGAGAAAGUUUAAACUUUAAACAACGGUCGAGGGUCAGUGAACAAAAUCAAGUUCACGGGCACUCCUGCGGAAUUCCUGAAACGUUCGUGGUGUGAUUUUCUUUACUGAACGCGUUGCGCUCGUCCCUGCUUGUCAUCUACUUUCUAUCCUCCUCUGUAUUUCUCUCCCUUCGUGUCUUGUCUCUCUUUCCCUGUGCAUUGGUCCGUUUUUGUCUCGGCGACUGUAACGUGACCAGUGCACGAAAAGUUAAUGCGACAAUUCCAAAUUUUUAUUGGGUGUUCUUUCUUCAGUUUACGUCGUUAUUACAAAAAUUAAUGUACUACUGGUUAAAUUGUACUUUCGCGUGGUAGCGAAAAGUAGACCUCGACCUCCUUUGUUUUGCUUCAAUCAUAUUCUAGCUAAAACUGUUAGGAAUCAUUUCGUAAUAUGCGUAUACAUAUAGAUUGUACGAUGAAUUUCGGUGUCUCUUAGGUGAAUUUGCUGGGUUUUAGAUCUUCACUUGCUCUGCUCCGUUUCUCCACCUACUUCCGGUGUAGAUGCCAUUAAUAGAAUUAAUAAAUCUCAUCGGAUAGAGAUGCAUUUCGAUUACUAUUGAGAAUAUGUUUUUUAUCUCCAUCUCUUCUGCUUCAAUCGAUAAUGCUAUGAUACAUGGCACGAUAUGUUUUUGUAUCAAAGUAAUAGCAUUCAUCGAAUUUACUUCUGCUGGUAUAUAUCAAGCAUGGAAUAUAUUCCCACAAAGAAUAGUGGUUCAUUCUUUCAUGCUUCAUCGUGCUUUGGAGAAAGAAUGCUAUCGAAAAAUAUCUACGUACAUACGGACACAUAUGUAGUACACAUGUGCCAUAGUACUGUAUCUAGACUGGAAUGUACGAGAGACUGCUAUACGAAAAACAAUGAAUUGGCUGAACUCCUGCUGGCUGGACUAGAAUAACGAAAUGCAUUCGAGCAAACAGCGAUAGAUGUUGCAAGCGAAAAAGAUUUCGGUUUUUAUACUACCCUUUCUGUACAGCCUGUUCACCAUAAGGAAAGGGCGCCAUGAAGAUUAUUUACAGACCUGAAAUAAAUCCGCCCAGUGACGUGUAAUUGUGACAAUACGUUUCAUUCUCCCUUUCUAAAUUUCUUUUUGUACAUUCUCAAAUACUAUAUUACAAUAAAAUAAUCAAAACGAAAUGGAUUAGAAGUUAUCUAGAUUAUGUAGAUUAUUAUCAUGUACGUUUGUCUUCUAGGAGGAACGAUUUCUUUGAAGAGAUCUAUGAACUCCACUACAAUAUUAUACUUGUCGAAUACCAUUUUAUUUAUCAUUAUCAGUCAAAGUAUUUACAAUAAUCAUUAUAAUUCCUUUCAUUCGAUUCAACGAAAAACAUAAGACCGUUUGUACAUAAUAUUCUGGUUAGGAAGAAAUGAGUUUGGAACAAGUUAACAUCUUUAUAACAUAAUUAUCCAGAGAAGAAAGUGACAUGAAACAAUAGAUAAAAUUUCCCACGUAAUACCCAGGGUCUACUGAUAUCGUGGCAUACCGUUGGUCCGACGGGGUGGGAGUCGUUUGAAACGCAUGCGUAGGAAGCCGCAAGCUAGCCAGCUGUGCACGGAUGUGAAAUGCAGUGGUGGCUGCUAGGAAAGCAAGCGAGCGAACGAGCGAGCAAGCAAGCAGCCAGACUGCCCUCCUGUCUCCCCCACCCCUAACAUGCCUCGUGGAGCCCAUGGCCUCCGUACACACGGAGGAGAGUGAGGCAGCCCCAGCCGCUCCUCACGUCAUCCGCUGAGAGAGAGACGACGGGUCUCGACACAGCGAGGAGCAAUAAUUCUAACGAGCCAAGAUGGCGGCGGACACGGUGGCCCUGUCCGCGUUCACGCUCGCCAGGGGCGACAAGAUCCUCGUGACCGUCGAGUCCGCGCUACCGGACAUCGUCGUCGUGUCCUUUGUCCACGGUGCCAAGUGCUUCCAGGGCGCGUUGCUCGACGCCACCAAGAGAGGCCUCCCUUGUGGCGUGCAACCCCCGGAGCCGGUGCCGGACCCGGAUGGCGACAAAUUGGCCACCAUCGCGGCUCGCUUCAGCUACUUUCAAGAGAGGAAGAGCACACUGACCACCACGAAAGUCGAUCUUCGUAGAAACAUCAAUCCGCCUGCGAGGUACAAGAAUGCGAGACCAACGGUCCGGCUCAGGCCGCGGCAAGUACUCUGCAGCAAGUGCAGAUCGAUCUGCAACGAGAAUAGCGAGAACGUGGACGUCAGCAGGAAACGGAAGCACGACGAUGUACACCAGGAACAGCAGCAGCCGCAGCAACAACAACAAGUCACGGGCCAUGGACCAACCAGAAGAAGCGAUCGACGCUGUGGUCAGCAGCCGCAAAAAAGCUCGAGGAUACUGUUCUCCGAGUGUCAGUCCGAGAACAUCAACGUGUCGUCUCAUCAGACGGUUAAGUCCUCCUCGUCCAACGCGCUGAGCCUUGAUUCAUCGAAACUUGGACCGUCUCUCAUACCGAAAAUCUCGAGGCUUCAACCGAACGAGAUUAACAGCGCCGUACAAGGAAAUGAGAAGGUGAAAAUAGGUCAGUCCUAUUGGAACAACAGAGCCGACGAGGGUGAUUCCUCGUCGAACGCGAUGGAGCCGACGGAGGAGCGGAUAGAAUCGACAGAUUGUGACAGCAAUCUGUCGGUAGCUUACUGUGCCACGCCUAGAAGGCUCAGCAGUUCUUCGGUGGAGAGCGCGAAGAUACCUGAGGAAGAGGAGAAGAAAACGUUCGCGGCUGCAGACUCGACGAUGAGGCCGAGAACAGGCCGCGUGCCACGGAAGAAACGAUCUGUCGGAUCUAUGGAGGAUUUAUGGGACGAAACUGUGUUCGAGGAUCCGACGAGGACGGCCAGGGCCACACCGGUAAUCAAGAUCUCGUUUGGCGCUCAGGGCGAGGGUACUGUUCUCAAGAUACCUUCGAAGAUUCAAGACCCGGAGUACGAACACGAAACAGACGAUGCCGAGGACGCGCAAACGGAAACGGAGAGGGACCCGUUGGAAUUACCGAGGAGCUUCGAUAAUGAUUACGAUUACCGCGAAGACGGAGAGGAUGAUGGGCAGGAGCAGGUGGAUCCGCAGAAACAAGGUGUAAAAGACGCAAGCGCUAAAGCUGCGAAGCGUGCGUUGAAAAAGGCUAAAAAGGAAGCCCGGAGGAAAAUGCUUGGCGGAGUUUCGCCGGCGAGGUCUCCCUGUAACGGGUCCCCACGGUACAACCCCACGUACGAUUCUUUAUCGUAUCAUCGGCGCAAGCAUAAAGUGAAGCAUAAAAAGAAACACAAGGAGGAACGGAAGCAUAAGAACCAGUCGCAAUCGCAGCAUCAGCAGCCUUCGCCGGAAUCCGGAACUACAGAGAAUCAGCAAAACUGGAACGUACUUCCGGGCAGUGAAUCGUACACAGCCAUAAAGGAGCAGUGCCUGAAGCAAAAACUAUCCAUAUCUCUCAAGAGAUUGAACACGAACGCUUAUGCCAGAUGUGAUUAUCCAGUGAGCAACUCGUCGGGGUGCAAGACUCCCGGCGCCAGUAGCGACGAGCUGAGCGAGCAAGAACCGGAAGUCGAUGCGGGCGAGACCGCUCCGGACUUUCCGCCUGAAUCCCAUCCACUGAUGAUGCGGCUGGCAGCGACGCCCGUGGAACAUUGUCUCACAACAAACGGUCGAAGAAUGGAUGUCGGCGAUGUGGUAUGGGGAAAAAUUCAUGGUUUCCCUUGGUGGCCCGCGAAAGUUCUUAGCAUCACAGUUUCUUGUAAAGAAGACGGUACCUCGUCCGGGCCGCAAGCUCACGUCGCGUGGUACGGUUCAUCGACGAGUUCUCUCAUGUCGUGCGAUCAGUUGAGUCCAUUUUUAGAAACAUUCAAGACGCGGUACAACAAGAAGAAGAGGGGCCCGUAUAAGGAGGCGAUAAGGCAAGCGCAGAGUGAGGCCCGAAGUCAAAUCACGCCUAACUCGACGAGCAGCGUGCUAAACGUGUGCGGGUCACCGCGCGAGGUGAACGUUCUCUCCUAAGGGAAGGUGCGCACGCCAUUCAACACCAUUCCUUCAACUGCCGGGUAUAUAAUCCGUCGCCGGAGAUUUUUUCACUUCCUAACGGCGGAUCGUAAUCGUCAUGUAAUAUACGAAACAAAUUUUUGUACAUAUUUGAAAACCUUAGCGAUUAAUGAAAAAUAGCUCUUGAUCGAUGUUCUAAUUCAGUUCAGCCACGCCUGUCGUCGUCGUCGUCCGCGUUCUAAGUAUAUGUAACGACUAUAAGACAAACCGGGUGAGACGCUGAACGAAGCUUACUGCCAUCACUGGCGUGGUAUUUUUUUAUUUUUAGCUUUUUUAGAACGAGAUACUUAGCGCGUAAGGCGUAUUUGGAUAGGAUAGAUAAUAUCUAGGGAUGACACGUCAGCUCUCAGAACAUAAUUUUUCUACUAAAAGAAUCCUUCUUCCGUUGGUCAGACUCGGACUCUUUUUCGACGAAAUAUGCAAUAAUUGUUUCCAUUAUGUUUGUUUUUAUUAAUGAUCGAAUGCUUUUUGAAGCAGAAGUAAAUAUAUAUAUACGCUUUUUAAUUAUCGUUACAUUUGUAAACGUAAACGUAAAUACGUCUUUUAAUUAUCGGUAUAAAAAGUCGGUCACCGUUAAAUUUAUGAAUCGUGAACGAAUGAUCGAUUUCUGGGAGCAAACAUUCCAAAAAUUGUUCAGGAAGUUAAUUCGGAAUGCAUUGUCCCAUUAUUAUUCGAAUGGUAAAGACGUAGACGCACGGGUGUCAUAGUGUCAUGACUAAUACUUUGGUGAUGCUCGUUUACUUAAAUUCUUUGUAUGUGGGCAUAAAUAUGUACAUACAUAAUAUACGCGUAUAUAUUUGCAUUACAUAUUUUGCACGACGUUAUUGUGAUCAAGUACAAGCGUACGGAGAUUCAUCCAGUGCGGGUAGUGAAUUUUCGCUACGGUCUGUAGAUCGUUCACGACUCGAUUGGUUGCUCGUCUCUCUGAUCGACAGAACUUAGAACCUGGACAAUACACCCUCGAAAUAAUUCGUGAUACUUCUAAUCGUGUAAUAUUUGUGAAGCUUUAAUUGGAGACGUUAUAUGUUUCAACUUGCAAAACGAGUAACAUAGCUCAGUGAAUAGAUUGAUUAGUCGGAUAUCUAAUACAAUUUUUUUUUUUAAUUGGGACGGAGGAGACGGUGAGAGAAAUAGGGUACGUUAGUAAUCCAAUCUUCGAAUAAUUAAACGCGUUUAAGUGUACGUAAUAUCAAAGCACUGACGCGCAAGCCGUUUGGCCUAAACCUAAACCAAUUCUCUAAUUAUUUCGAGUAGUACACGUACGUACGUUGUCAAGUGCUCGAGCCAGGUGGUGAUAAAACAUUGUGUCGGACGUAACAUGGUUUCGAGUUACGUGGCUCGUAUUUUACAACCAUGUCUGCUUCGUUCACAAGUUAUGUUUUUACGCUCAGUUUCAACACUGCCAGGAUUUUAAGCGCUCUGUUUCUGUCUUUUUUCGCCAACACGAUUCACGUCGAGUCAGACGAUGCGGCUUUUUGACCGAUUCUGUAGUUCAACCGAAUCGCUACGGGUUGUAACUCGAUUAAAUUCCGGAUCACAAAUUCUUUACGAUUGAUCUAUUUUUAUCCUCUCGUUGAAAGACAAUGGAAGCUCAUUUGUUUCUAUUAAACGAUCGUCUUUGUCAUAAUAACAAUGACGAGAAUCUUCUUCUAUUACUCUUAAAUAUCCCGGUACAUUCGUAGUUCAGCUUCGCUGUUAUUAAAAACUUUAUUCCUUCCAUUUCAUAAGGAAAUUGUUGCUUCAAUCGUAAUUAGUACUUAAAUUUCCUUCAUCUCUCUUCUUUAAAAUGAAUAUUAAAAAUUUGUCACUGCCUCGAACUGAUGUUUCUUCCAUCUUUAAAACGUAGUUUAGCUUUCUCUAUUUAAGCAGCUGAAGAAUUGCAGUCAAGUUUCCAAGUAAUUUGUGUUCAUAAAGAGAAAAUCAUUAUCGAGUCAAGAAUGCACGUGUAGUGGCUACGUAGGAGUUGUACUGUGAAUGAUAUUCAUGUCACAAAGAUUUUAUGUUAGGAGAGAAAAAUACAAUGUCUAAUUAAAAAGCAUUUCGUUAGAAGGUACAAUCUUUGUAGCCACUGUGAUCUGCCUAAAAUAGAGAAACGAGGAUCGUCACGUGACGGGAGUAUAACUAUCGUGAUAUCGAAUCAACAUUUUGUACGAUAUCAGCAAUCACGUGCAAAUCUCACGCUCGAUGUUUGCUCAACGCUUAAACGUUCUCGUAAUCUAAAAGUUGUCACUGGCCAGACGGCGGAUUUCGUCCCUCUUGGUCUUCUUCAUUCAAACCCAUCCCUUUUCCCAAUUUCGUAUAACAAGAGCUGCGGAAAAUUUCUUUGAAAAAUAAAUAACUCGAAAAUCCAAUGGCCAAUUUACAAUUUGUUUUAUCAGACAGUAUUAAAUAAGCAGGUAGAUUUUUGUUAAUGGACUUCGACGAUGUCGCCUAUUUGAUGUAUUGACAAUUAAUUCAUGUUUAUUUGACUUGGCGAUCAAUUGUUUUUGAUCACGAGAUGCGAUCUAAGGUUCGAGUCGAAUUGUUUCGAUGACAAUGAAUGGAUUAGUGAAAAUCGAUGUUAUAGUAGUAAUUUUUGCAAUGGCAUUAAUUGGUUAAGAAUUGUUUUUUUAAAUUGCUUAUAUUUUUUACGUUUCUAUGUAUUAUUUUUGUCUUUGAUUAUUUAGACGCAAGUUAGGUAUUGUUACUUUGUGUUUAUCUUCCUUUCUAAGGAAGAAUAAGAAAAUGCUAAUCUAGAGAAUCAUUGGAUAUAAUAUAUUAAGAUAUCUUUUCAAAUUUCGAUCGUUUCUAUUAUUAGGAUCAAAUACUAAAGAAAAACCAAGAAAAAAAAUUAGGUGUGCGUGGAAGAAAACUAGACCCAGAAUCAAGCAUGGGCACAGCGUAUCCUAUAAGGAUUCGUGAUGGGAAGGUUGUAUCACAGAUUUCCGUGAUAUAUCUGCCUUUCCGGCCUACUGUAGGAUUUUUACUCAUGGCACAGAGAUCCACUAAAAGGCUCGUCCAUGCUUGUCCUAAGCGCUAAAUCGAUCAUCGUACUUGCUAACGAAAUUAAAGAGAUAGGAGUUGCGUUGUGUGAAAGGCAAGUGAAGAGAAAUCUGGAUAAAAACUGAAAUACACAGACGAAUAGCAGAGUAUGAGUACGUGCGAAUGAAAUACACGUGGGUGAAUGAAAUAGAGAAGCAGGAAGAGGAAAGCGAGAAACUGAGAUGUUUUUAAGUAACUGUGAUUUUUUCAAAUGUUUUAUAUAUAUAUAUAUUAUAUAUAUGUAUAGACAUAUAUGUAUAUUAUACACAUGACGAAUUAAUUUCUACGCAUAAUACGAAUGACGAUGAUGAACGAUAACGGUGGGAAUGUCACCGAGUUUGUACGAACGUCGUAGGAACAUUUUUUCGAUUAACAUAUCGGGUAGAGAGAAGCGUUUCAGCGGCGAGCUAAUCACCGCUGUUAAUUAAUCAUCACCGAUUCACCGUAUUCGAUUCAUGAAUUAAUCGACCCCUACUAUUACGGAUAUAAAUAUGCGCGAGUGGGUGGCGCGUCGCCUAAAAAAACCUUUCUAUACAUGUACCAUUACUCACACGUACACACGAGUUCACGUUCGAUUGUCGGUCGCUUGUAUCAACGUAUGAGAGAAAAGAGCCACGUGUCAUCUGUGUAAUAUCAUUGUAUUCGGUGACACACGUAUACAUGUACACGUACAGACACGUAGAUUCGUUGUAUACUUUCCGUUAUACCUCUAGCGAAAGGAUCGCCACGUUCUAUUUUUCUUCCUCCUUUAACUAAUUUUCCCUUCUCGCCUCUUCUUCUCUAUUUCUCUCUUCUUUCGCAAUCGACCUAUCACAAACUGUUCCUACAAAACGCCACUAUACCACGCUGAACCUCUCGUUGAGCAAUACAAUUGACGAGAUUAUACACCGAGCUGGAAUUACUAAUUUAAGAAUCGAUCAUCAUUUCUGUUCCAACGAUCAACGUCGUUCUUACCGGGCGAUUUACCUGAAUUAGCUUCGGAUUAGGUACUUAAAAAUAAUCGACAAUAGAAGAGAUAAUGUUAUCGCCGUUCGAUCCUCGCACCACAAAAAUAAAUGAUUGUCUUAUUUUUGAUCGGCUAUUGUCGAACAAAGAGGUGAUCAAGGCGAAAAUUCUAUGAUUCUAUUUCAUUCUGAGAAGACAAAUCGUAUACAGCUCUUUCCCAUAUUUCAAUCAACAAAUACAUCUACGUUUAUUAUUUUUCUUUUUAUCAAAGAGCGAAGCAGGACUUCUAUAAAAAAUUACGAUACUUUCUUAAAAUUCUUCUUAGCUACGAGAGUCGGACGGCGAUAUAGGAACGUGGUAAUGGUCGGUAUUGUUUUAAAUAGCGACUACUUCGUUCGCAUAUAGAUAUGUAUAAUUUAAUAAAUCAUCCCCCAUUCUCUUGCUCGGCGAAGGUGCGGCCCUGUCCUGAAAAAGAAGUGUUCAUUUUUCGAAACGAAAUCCACUAUGUGGAGCGGAUCGCAUGCACGCGUAUGUAUGUACAGAUGCAAGUGCUUAAACGCAGAGGCGAAUGAUGAAUUUCCAGGGUCAGCAUUUUGAAGGAAUGUACGCUUUUUCGGACAACGAGGGAAAGAGAAUUUACGAGUACAAAUAAGUAAACCUACAUGAAUAUUUCAAAUGAUAGUAGCAACGUUUUCUCGGUUUAUAGUAAAAAAAAAGUAAUGGCUGUUUUUUAAAUAAUGAAAUCCUAAUAGAUAUUUGUACAUCUCUACCUCCUAGAGUUAUAAAAAAUUGUUUUCGUGUUUUACACAAGCGUGCAAUAUCCGUUAAUUAUUUUAACUUAAAUAUUUUGCGAUGAAGAAAAUUACUCGCACUAUCGAAAAUGAAAAGAAUAAAUAUGCCUAAUCAUCGCCAAAGUAUUUGGCCAUCUUGAAAAUCCGUAAACGACAAAAAUGAUAUAAGUGUCUAGUUUCGUAAAGGAUCAGAUCGCCUAAACUCGACCCGCAGAUACACAUUCGCCGCUGCUGAUUGUAAAACUUCCGGUCACGUCUGUAGGAAAUGACCGCAUCGAUACGAAUCGCUAUACCGCAUACUGGACCUGUAUUUUUUUAAAAUAAAAACAACAAGAAAACGAUUGUCUUGCGAUUCUGCCGAACGAUCGAUCGUCAGACUGCGAAUCUCUGUGCGAUGUCUCAUAAAAAUCGUUUCACUCGUUCUGUUCCGUAUUCCUGUGCACGUGAUCGCAUACAAAUUCGCAGCCUACCAAUCUUGCUUGACGUAGACCAGCGAUUCUUAACAAUCUUUCUCAAGAUUAAAUUCAUGAGAUAAUAGUGUAAAAAUAUUUAUUCGAAAUUGUCUGUUAAGAGUCUGUGCAUUUCGCAUAAUUAUGAUUGAUGUGCUAGGGAAAUUUCUCAUUUUACGAUAUGUAAGUCUCUGGGAUCGCAUGCCGCGGUGUCGUUACAGAAUUAAUCAUGCAAGCCUCGUACAAAGAUCCCGGGUUAAGAAUCGCUGUUGUAGCCACUAAGUAAAUCGGGGAGAAUGAAGGGAGAAGUAAAACGAGUGAAAGGGCGCGAUGAGAGAGAGACGACUGAUGAUCAUUUCAACGGAGACUAAUUCUCGUUGCUACUGCUUUUUACGGAUUUGUAAACAAGAAAAUAGUACGUACACAUGCAUGAUGUGUGCCACGUACACCCAUACAUACACGUACUUACAUGUACAUUACUCGUAAACGCACGAAGGUUCCGGUUUCAUUCGCGAGCUUGAUAACGAUCGAUGGCCAGUACGUUUCAAUCGGGUUGACUAAGACUAGAAUCAAACGAUGGAAGCUCGCACGUCCGCCCUCGCCUUGAAUAAACGAGGACAAAUCGUACGAACCUCCAUCGUUUCGCUCGUGUCACCAAGUCUGAGAAGCAUGCUUCUUGUAAACAGUAAAAGGAAAAAUUGAAUAAAAAUAAGAAGUAGAACACCGAAUGAACCGUCGACACAGAGUCUUGUACAUAUUAUUUUUUUUACUACUGAAAAAGAAUCAUCUGAACUACGAUCGUCUGUUGAAGCGCGCUCGCGUUUCUCCUUGGAUCGAACGAGACGAAGCGAUUCAAUGGAACAAAGAACACAUUGUUAUACUUUCUUUCUGUUUUUUUUUUCCCUUAUUCUUCAAUACUUUUUCAUCAGUAUUUCACUAUUACACGUUUUUAAUAUUUUACAAAAUAUUUUUUUUUUGAUACUAUCAGAUUUCCCUUCGUGUGCCAUUCACUUCGUUUUCAUUCUUUCGGUUUCCCUUAUCGCGGUCGUCUCGUUCGAUUUUAUACAGCUCACGAAUGGUCCUCAGUAACCUUCGGCUCGCUUUUUGAAUUCCAUGAGAUUCAAUUGCAGGGCAUAGAAAAGAGAAAUCGUACCAGCGGGUUAGAGUCUAAUGGAAGUGUUCUACUCGCCAAGAAUAGCGUCAAUAUUUUUUAAGAACGAACUCCUGUCAGAGAAAAUAAAGCAUUGGUUAGCAACAGAA
Ceratina calcarata is the source of this 11757-nucleotide messenger RNA. RefSeq names its product PWWP domain-containing protein 2B. Gene Ontology annotation, cellular component: nucleus; chromocenter. The record is from RefSeq and is a predicted model, not a curated record. Bases 3051 to 5249 code for a protein of 732 amino acids. Gene Ontology annotation, molecular function: chromatin binding. Lineage: Eukaryota; Metazoa; Arthropoda; Insecta; Hymenoptera; Apidae. The transcript has 7 exons.